AUGGCGUUACCUGCCAGGUGGUUCCUCAGCCAGACCUGCAAGAAGAUUGUCGAGGUAGUGGAUGGCAAGGUGAAGCACUAUGAUGGCGAUUUCCGUUUCUACAUGGACAGCAACGCCGACGUUCGUCGCAAGGUUGAAGAGCACUACACUGGUAUCGACGGCCUCAUUGAGUCGGUCCCUGCAUCCCUGGAAGAACGACGCAAGAAGGAGCGCAAGGGCCUGAGAAAACACCGACGAGCGCGAGUUGUCGAGGAGCGACAGCAAGUUCUGAACAGCAGCUUCCUUUCAAGCCGUGAAUGGCGACGAUGA
Cladocopium goreaui is the source of this 309-nucleotide messenger RNA. NCBI's taxonomy places the organism in Eukaryota, Dinophyceae, Suessiales, Symbiodiniaceae. The record is from the annotation of a GenBank genome assembly.